AUGACAAUACCAGCAGAUUUAAACAUGGUGCAAAGAUGCGAAGAGAUUCGCGCCCUUCUCGCUUUUGAAAGACCAGAAAAUCCUGAAACCAAUGAAAUUGAAUGGCAAUCCUUUCUUCACAAACGCCACGAUUCAUAUACCAAGUUCCCAUAUGAUAGUGAUGAUGAAGACGAAGAUGCGAAAACUCAGGAACGGCAAUCAUACUCUAACUCAGAUGCAAAGCCAGAAAAGAAUUCAUUCUUACGAUUAACUGAAGCACUUCCGGCACUUCCGGCACCUCCACAAGCCAAACCCGUGAAAAAGAUAAACUCAUCUUCUGAAGAUACAGACGCAGAAACAGAAACAAUCAAUACCCGUCUCCAUACCACUCUUACACAGUCUUCCCUCCCAAUCCACACACUUCAAUCCUGCUUUAACUCCGAACUCACAUUACUCACGUCUCGAUACUCGGAGUUCUCUUCUUCGAAUCCAAAUUCAGCGCAGAGAAAAAAUGGAGAGAAGGUACCAUUAAAUUCGCAUGGGGAUACGUAUGAAUUAAUCGGUGACACAUUAUCUCUCUGUGCAUUUUUCCUCACAUUCCCAAACCUUGAAAGUGACGGGAUGGAAUUUGCGGAAUUGUUGAAAAAUGGAUUCUGGUUUGCUGUCCCACACCACAACCUCUUCUCCCCUCCUCCAACUCUUUUCUGUUCGUCUUCUUUCGUUAACACUUCACCUUUUUCAUCCGAUGGGACUACCUGGUCCUGGGACUCCGGAAACACCAGCACAGGAUAG
This is a messenger RNA of Botrytis fragariae, 771 nucleotides long. RefSeq lists its product as uncharacterized. Lineage: Eukaryota; Fungi; Ascomycota; Leotiomycetes; Helotiales; Sclerotiniaceae. The record is from RefSeq and is a predicted model, not a curated record. The transcript has 3 exons. Bases 1 to 771 code for a protein of 256 amino acids.